This is a messenger RNA of Arabidopsis lyrata subsp. lyrata, 1505 nucleotides long. Its product is annotated as putative protein TPRXL. The coding region runs from base 235 to 1311 and encodes 358 amino acids. The transcript has a single exon. The record is from RefSeq and is a predicted model, not a curated record. NCBI's taxonomy places the organism in Eukaryota, Viridiplantae, Streptophyta, Magnoliopsida, Brassicales, Brassicaceae.
CACCUCCCUCAAUAGUUUAAUCGACGAGAUUAGACAUGUUGAGUGGCUCGAGGUUCUGACUUAAACCAAUAAGAUUCAUCGCAUUUGAGAUCAUUAAUUAAUUUCACACACCAACUAAAACCGGACCGGGAUGAGAAUUUGAUUAAACCGGACUUGGGACUACACAGAGCUUCUCCUUUUUAAUGGACACUGAGGAGACAGUGGAAGAGCCACUCACUCACUCACUCAUCAAAAAUGGCAGAAAAUGUUGGAAGCGACUCGAGCGAAAUCGAAAGCAUCACUUCUUCUCAGAAAUCUUUCCUCAAAAACUGUCCUUUCGCCGGUCACGAACCUCUUCCGACGAAAUCGACGGAUUCCGACAACACUGAGGUUCUCGGAAACAAGAUUUCUCCGGCGAUUGUUAAAACUCCGGUUCUCUCGUUCUCUUCUCCGACUAGCCUCGAUUCCAUCAGCGAUGAAGUCUUCCGUACUCCUCCUGAGAACGCUUCUCUCUCCUCUGCCACUGAAUCGGAACCCAGAGUUAGGGUUUCGGAGAUUAAGCUCCGAGGAGGUACAUCUCCGUCUUCUGAGGCCAAAACAAUGCCCGUUUCUUCUUCAUCUUCUCUUCCAGAAGCAAAUGUUAGGGUUUCGAAGUCGAAUUUGAAAUCUCCGUCUUCUACGGCCAAAACGCCGCCUGUUUCUACUUCUCCGUUGGUGAAUGUUAGGGUUUCGGAGUCGAAUUUGAACUCUCCGUCUUCUACGGCCAAAACGACGCCUGUAACUGCUUCUCCGUGGGUAAAUGUUAGGGUUUCGGAGUCGAAUUUGAAAUCUCCGUCUUCUACGGCCAAAACGAUGCCUGUUUCUGCUUCACCGUCGGUAAAUGUUAGGGUUUCGGAGACGAAUUUGAAAUCUCUGUCUUCUACGGCGGAGACAACGCCUGUUUCUGCUUCACCGUCGGAAAAAGUUAGGGUUUUUGAGACGAAAUGUCCUUCUGACUCCGUUCCUUUGUCUUCUCCGCCGUCUGUUGCGGCCGACGAUGUUAGGGUUCCGGCAAAGCAUCUUGAUUCUGAUUCUUCUCCUCCGACUGCAAUCGGAAGAACCAUGGGUUUGGUAAAACAACUUGUUUCUGCUUCUGUGAGUUUCGAUUCUGCUUCUUCGUCUGCAAGUGAAGGGAUCAAGACCUCUGAAGCUGAAAGUUCUGGUGGAGAUUUGCCAUUUAAAGAAAUCAUCGAAGCACUUCUUCGUAACAGUGGAGAGAAUCUCAAAGAAAGAGAUGAUAAAGUUAGCUAUGUUGAGAUUCUCAAACAAUGUGGUUUAAAAUUCCCUAAAUGAUUGAUUACAGAUUUAGUAAGUAUUAUUUGCUUUUGGAUCUUUCUCUGUUUUAGUAUGUUCUUGUUGUUUCUGUUUCGGGAUUACGCAUUCAGAUCUUUCCUUUUUUGUUGAUAUGAAUGCGUCGGGGAAAAAAAGUUGGGAGCUUUUGUGUUCUGUUGCUUCAACUAUAAGUAAUGAUAAGUAUUUUGUUCAAA